AUGUCCUCAGAAAAGCACUACCAGUUUGAAGUGGCUAUGGCCUGCUCCGGAUGCUCCAACGCAAUUGACAGGGUAUUGAAAAAGCUUGCACCUGAAGUAUCUAAAACUAAUAUUUCGCUCGAUGCACAAACCGUAGAUGUUUACACCACCUUGCCUUACGAUGUGAUUCACGAGAAAAUCAAGAAGACAGGAAAGGAGAUCAAGAGUGGCAAGGUGUUGUAG
This is a messenger RNA of Eremothecium gossypii ATCC 10895, 222 nucleotides long. It is a transcript of the gene ATX1, whose product is annotated as copper metallochaperone ATX1. The transcript has a single exon. NCBI's taxonomy places the organism in Eukaryota, Fungi, Ascomycota, Saccharomycetes, Saccharomycetales, Saccharomycetaceae. Gene Ontology annotation, cellular component: cytosol. Gene Ontology annotation, biological process: copper ion transport. The record is from RefSeq and is marked provisional. The coding region runs from base 1 to 222 and encodes 73 amino acids. Gene Ontology annotation, molecular function: metal ion binding; copper chaperone activity.